Messenger RNA from Siniperca chuatsi (mandarin fish), 423 nucleotides. RefSeq names its product potassium voltage-gated channel subfamily E member 1. Gene Ontology annotation, biological process: ventricular cardiac muscle cell action potential; membrane repolarization during action potential; regulation of heart rate by cardiac conduction. Lineage: Eukaryota; Metazoa; Chordata; Actinopteri; Centrarchiformes; Sinipercidae. The record is from RefSeq and is a predicted model, not a curated record. Gene Ontology annotation, molecular function: transmembrane transporter binding; delayed rectifier potassium channel activity; potassium channel regulator activity. The transcript has a single exon. Gene Ontology annotation, cellular component: membrane. The coding region runs from base 1 to 423 and encodes 140 amino acids.
AUGUCACACAUCAACACCACCGAGCUGCAGUCACUCCUGCUCUCCUUCCUGCAGCACUGCCUCAACAGCACAAGUAUACUGUCUCCACCGAUACCUCAGAACUACACUACCCAGCAGGCUGUGCACCACAUGGCUGGAGCCAGGCCCCACGCUCAGUCUGAGGGCAUGAUGUACAUCCUUCUGGUGGUUGGCAUGUUCAGCUUCUUCACAUUCGGCAUCAUGCUCAGCUACAUUCGCUCCAAGAAGCUGGAGAGCUCUCAGGAUCCAUACCACCAAUACAUUGCCCACGACUGGACCAAGGUGAUGACUCCGUCCAGGGCCGUCGCUCAGGCUCUGCACAGGGAAGCUGCCGGUAACGGAGCCAGCAGCAAGGAGUCCAUCGUCAUCUGCAACCCUGCAACACUGAAGCAGCUGCCAGACUAG